UAGGAGUGCUUAGCUGCUCACUUACUUCCUGUUAUAGGCUUUGCACCAGCCUUGCCAUGCUAUUAAUGGGGAGAUGCCAUUUUUGGUCUAAACCUCAUAUUUUCUGUGAUUUAUGACUAUCUUUGCAAAGUAUCAUAUACACUGAAACUUUCACGCUUCUCUCUCCAAAAGUUAGUUACUAUUUUUAAAAGUUAAGGAGUAAAUCUCUGACUGUUAUCAAACUUGCUAAAAGAAGAAACUUUCCACAUCAAUAUAAAGCCAAUGAAAUUUCUGAAAGCUCAAAAUCAAGUUUGUUCUAAAUUUCAGACUUGGCAAAAACAUAGGUUUUCCUGAGGCCCAUCAAUGUUUGUUUAGUCUGGAAAUCUUUGGCACAGAAAUAAAAAUUCCUUGCAGUAAGUGUGACGACAGUACUUAUCCUGCUUGUACAUUUCUUGCCUAUUUUUCACUACUAUUCCUGUGUUUGCUGCCUGCAGGAUAAAGUAUUAUAAUUCAUUUCUAACUUGGUUUCUCUUGAAAACUCAUCUACCAGCUGUAGCACCAUGGGACCACUUCUUCCUUAUAUAGGAUAAUAGAACCCACCGCUCUGUAAUCUGCAGUUAAGGAAAGUAUUUGGACAAAAGCUUUAUUAAUGGUUAGUAUUGCUGGUGGCACUCAUCUCUUUCUGUUCCUACUGCUAACCACUUAGAAGUGAGAAGCUGUCAUUGAAGACACCUCCACUUCAAUAAGAAGCAAAGAAAGUGCUGUUGUGCACCUAAGCAGGUGAUCGGAUGUAGGCUAGUGUAUAUACUUUCAAAUACAGGAUCAAAUCUUUUUUAAAUCAAGAGAUAGGAUGUGGUGUGUACACUUGAUCUUCCUAUCUGCUUUCUUCUUGGUUUCCAUGACAUCAGAAUCAUUUGAUGCAAUGGAAGGUGAUGCUUUAGUUAUAAAAUGCCCCCCACCGAGUUCAUAUGUUAGAGUCACCUGGUAUCACACAGAGACUAAGAAAAUAAUUCCUGCAGAAGAAGAAGGAUCACGAACAUUUUCCUUAAAAAGAUUACUUUGGUUUCUGCCUACUUCUAGAGAAGAUUCUGGAAACUAUACUUGUGUUGUACAUUAUUCAAAUAAUAUCACAAAAGAGUUCAACGUAAGUGUGCAGGUGCAUCCGUACAAGCAAGGAAUAUGUUUCCCAAGUCAGAUACGUUAUCCAAAUGACACCGGAAGAGGAAAAAUCAUUUGUCCUACAUUUGACAAUUAUAAGAAUGCUACUAUCGUCCAGUGGUACAAGGAUUGCAAACCUCUACAAGGAGAGAGAUACUUCAAGAGAGAUAAAUAUAUUUUUAUUAACAAUCCAGGAAAAGAGGAUGAUGGAUAUUAUACUUGUCAAUUUAUCUACACACACAACGGAAAUGCGUUUAAUGUAUCAGCAACAAGAAUUUUCGUAAGUAAUGCAAAAUACUCACUACUGCCUCCUCAAAUUUUAUUUCCAAAACAAAAUGAUGUAACAGAAGUGGAUCUUGGUGCUGCUUUGUCUCUGAAAUGUCAGGCCCGUCUGGGGAUUAAGAAACAGCCUAUAGCUGUUGUCACAUGGGAUGUGAAUAACAGCCCAGUAAAAAAGUUAGAUUUUUCAAGAUUUCAUGAAGAAACUCUUUCUUUUGAAGGACAUGAUCAUGAAUAUUAUAGAGAGACCACUUUACAUAUUACUGAAAUAAAAAAGGAAGAUCUUCAGGCAAAUUUCACAUGUGUAGCAGUGAAUGAAAUGGGAAACACAAAGGCCAAGGUGACACUACAACUGAAGGCACAAUUGGAUCAUCCCCGUGUCCUCAUGAUCAUAGGAUUUCUAGUUCUGUUAAUAAUAAUAGCAGUCUCUGUUGUACUUUAUCAGUCUUUCCGAGUUGAUAUUGUCCUAUUGUAUCGGGAGAUAUUUCAACCCUACUCAGUCAAGGAUGAUGGGAAGAUAUAUGAUGCAUAUGUUAUCUACCCAAAAAGCCACACCAGUGAAGCUAAUUUUGUGGGAUAUUUUGUUUACCAUAUUCUGCCAGAUGUUCUAGAAAAUGAAUGUGGAUAUAAAUUAUGCAUUUAUGGGAGAGAUAUAUGUCCUGGCGAAGAUACAGCCAGUGCAAUCGAGAAGAGGAUACAGAAGAGCAGACGGCUGAUCAUCAUUCUAACACACCAGUCGAUUAAUUGUGAAGAUCUUGCUUAUGAUCAGCAUAUUGCUUUAUACAAUGCCCUCAUUCAAAAUGAUACGAAGGUGAUCCUUCUGGAAAUGGAGAUAAUUGGGACUUAUGAGAAGCUUCAAGAAUCUCUUAGGUAUAUUAUCAAGCAGCAAGGUACCAUCAAAUGGAAAGAGCCACCCACAGGACACCAACAGUCAUCCAAUUCUAAGUUCUGGAAACAUGUGAGGUACCACAUGCCACUGACACACAAGACUUCAUACUCAGCUAAUGCUGGGUGAACAGUGAGUCUAAGAAAAUACUGAUAUAUUAGCAGCCUGAACCAUGCACCUGUAUUUCCUUUUCCUUCUAGUAGGCACAGGAUUUUGCAGUAUGGAAAUUUGGUUGUGUUUUUUCACUUUUUUUUUCAAUCCUUCAAUUGAGUAAAGAUAAGGCAAACUGAAAAAGCAGGUCUGGGGAACUGAACAGAGUUUGUAGAGGUAUCAGAAUUCUGUAAAUAGCUCAUUUAGACUGAGUGCAGCAUUUAUGUCCUGAAUUGACAUGGGAAACACAAUGUACACAUAUUCUUUCUAUACAUACAUACACAUACAACUGAAAGUUUUGAUUCUGAAUAGCUGAACAUUCUGCAGAUUUGCAUUAUGUUUCAAAUGCAUUUGAUUCAAUAAAUGUCUUCUAUAUUAUUCUACUAGAAA
Messenger RNA from Dromaius novaehollandiae (emu), 2842 nucleotides. RefSeq names its product interleukin 1 receptor like 1 (gene IL33R). The record is from RefSeq and is a predicted model, not a curated record. The transcript has 12 exons. Gene Ontology annotation, molecular function: interleukin-1 receptor activity; interleukin-33 binding. Lineage: Eukaryota; Metazoa; Chordata; Aves; Casuariiformes; Dromaiidae. The coding region runs from base 830 to 2431 and encodes 533 amino acids. Gene Ontology annotation, biological process: signal transduction.